AUGGCAUCUCCCACCACCACGUCUGCAUGUUCCAUCAACGAAGAAUCUCUCGCCAUCAUCCCCCUCCUCGAAUCAUGCCGGAACAUCCCUCUCCUAAUGAACGAAGGAUGGGCCGCCAGCCAACUCCUCAAAUACCAAACCGUCUGGAUUAUGAAACUGCGAAUAGGUCGGACAUCGAACGGUCUCUUAGAUGAAGAGACGCUUCGACAGGAAACCGAGAUUCGAGAGACCCUGCCGGCAAACGUAUCGCAUUUAAAAAUGGCGGUGGAGACGUGUAUCGAUAUGGCAUCAAGUCGUCCCCCCUCUCCCACAGAGUUUGGCACCCUAGACCGAUACGAAAUCGAAGGCGCUUACGACGCCGACGACGAUUCUGUCUACGAGACGGAGUCAUUCCCGCAAACGAUGCCUACCUACACGGUAGGACCACAACCAUAUACCCCGACCAGUCCAACCAGUAUCCACUUUCAGACAUGGAAAGGCAACAUCCAAAGAGCCAAGAAAACCGUCGAAAGUCGUCUCGCCAGCCUGCAAUUUUUCGCCGACCAGGUGAAGAGGAUCCACUAUCGGAAACUGCGCAAAGUGCCCGAUUCGAGGUUUCGGCGGAGGGAAUAUGCGCAUCUCGGGAAUAUACGAUAUCAGUUUCAUCCGGAUGUUGACGUGGAGGAUUUGAUUGCGUUGAGGAAGAAGGUCUUGGGGGUUUUGUUCGGGUAUAUGCCGCGAGCGGGGGGUGUGGUUGGACGGACUGGAGCGGGAACCAGCAGAUUGAGUGAUCUGUCGGAUGAUCGACUGCAGUCUCUCUUGCAGAUUGUGUUUGGGGUCCUGAGGCGAAGGAAUCGGUUUAAUUUCUGGGGGGGACGGAAUGGAGCUGCUCCAGCGGGAGUAACCCAGAGCCAACGACGAGGUCGCCCGGUGUUAGGGUCCCUGAUCCACGCCCGAUGGCCAGCUCCGCCGAGACUAAGGGACGGCGACGCAACGUUUAUAUGUCCGAUCUGCGGAGAUACCCUGCUACGAGCUGAAUCCGAGCACGGAAACUGGGAAAUCCACGUCUCAGCCGACCUAUCCCCAUACACCUGCUUCAUCCCCACCUGCAAAACCAGCACGACCUUCCGCCACCGCGAAGACCUCCACUCGCACCUGGAAACCACGCACGGGCAGACAAAAUACUACAAAUGCUACCCGUGCAGCACACACGGGAUAUAUCGCGAAUUUCACAGCAAAGCGGACAUCCACGAGCAUUUAGAUCUCGAUCAUCCGACGUUCGACCGGAGUCGAGAGCGGGGUCGGCCACCGGUGAAGUUGACGCGGCCGGCGGGGGUGAGGGAAUGUCCGGUGUGUUUUUUGCAGGCGGGGGAGGCGUGGGAUCCGGAACAGUUUUUGGAUCAUGUCGGGGUGCAUUUGAGGGAUUUGGCGUUGUUGGCGGUGCCGGGGGUGGUGUGUGCUGCUGUGGAGGAGGGGGAGGGGGAGGAGGGGGUGGCGGUGGAUGGGGAGGUGUUGUGGUGA
This is a messenger RNA of Aspergillus ibericus CBS 121593, 1500 nucleotides long. RefSeq lists its product as uncharacterized. The record is from RefSeq and is a predicted model, not a curated record. NCBI's taxonomy places the organism in Eukaryota, Fungi, Ascomycota, Eurotiomycetes, Eurotiales, Aspergillaceae. The coding region runs from base 1 to 1500 and encodes 499 amino acids. The transcript is spliced from 3 exons.